Cynara cardunculus var. scolymus (artichoke) is the source of this 1218-nucleotide messenger RNA. RefSeq names its product hypersensitive-induced response protein 4. The transcript is spliced from 5 exons. NCBI's taxonomy places the organism in Eukaryota, Viridiplantae, Streptophyta, Magnoliopsida, Asterales, Asteraceae. The coding region runs from base 149 to 1033 and encodes 294 amino acids. The record is from RefSeq and is a predicted model, not a curated record.
ACGUUGACGUCGAUAUCUUCACAUAACAAACAAACCAUGUCCAAGAUGAGAUCUUUUACAGAGAGAAAGUGAUUCAGUUAUUACGUAUAUAUAUACACAGAGAGAGAGAGAGAGAGAAGAAAGAGGAAAUCAGAGAUUGCAGCAGGUGAUGGGGAACGCAUCGUGUUUUUUGGUGGGUUGCAUAGACCAAGCAAGCGUAGGGGUUGUUGAGAAAUGGGGUCGGUUCGAGAAAUUGGCUGAGCCAGGUCUCAAUUUCUUCAAUCCUUGCGCCGGUCAGUAUCUCGCCGGUGUUCUAUCCACCAGGAUCAACUCUCUCGACGUCAAAAUCGAGACCAAAACCAAGGACAACGUAUUUGUUCAAAUAGUUUCUUCAAUUCAGUACCGAGUAAUAAAGCAAAAUGCUGAUGAUGCAUACUAUGAGUUACAGAACCCUGAGGAACAAAUUCAAGCCUAUGUUUUCGAUGUUGUACGAGCUCAGGUUCCAAGAAUGACUUUAGAUCAGCUCUUUGAGCAGAAGGAUGAAGUUGCAAAAUCUGUAUUGGAGGAACUUGAAAAGGUGAUGCGAGAAUAUGGCUACAGCAUAGAACACAUACUGAUGGUGGACAUAAUACCUGAUCCCUCAGUUCGUAGAGCAAUGAAUGAGAUAAAUGCAGCACAAAGGCUUCAGCUUGCUAGUGUGUACAAGGGAGAAGCUGAUAAGAUCCUUCAAGUUAAGAAAGCAGAAGCGGAGGCUGAAGCCAAGUACUUGGGAGGAGUUGGUGUUGCAAGGCAGAGGCAGGCAAUUACAGAUGGGUUGAGAGAGAACAUCUUAAACUUCUCCCAUAAAGUGGAAGGUGCAACAGCAAAAGACGUGAUGGAUCUGAUCUUGAUCACACAGUACUUCGACACCAUUAAAGACCUUGGAAACUCAUCGAAGAAUACAACCGUGUUCAUACCCCAUGGGCCUGGCCAUAUUAGAGACAUCGGCGAUCAGAUUCGAAAUGGUAUGAUGGAGGGGAAAGCAGGCACCUCUUUCAAUGUUGAUGACAACUGAGUAUUAUCGAUUGGACCUUCUUCCUCUUGUCAUAAAUUUCAAAUAAAGAACACUAGUUCUAAUGUUGCCUUCAUUUCCAAAUGUUUCAGUUGUUGGUUGAUAUACGUGAUAGAAAAGGCUGUAGGUAUAUGGAACUUGGAAUUUUGCUGUUACUAGUGUGGUAAAUAUAUGCAUACUUUUUACUU